UGAUGCGACCGUACCGUGACUUAAUGUCAGUACGCGCAAGUACUACGUAUAUAUAUAUGUAUAAUAUACUCCUAUCGCAAAUAUACAUUUGGGUUUGAAGCAGCUACAGUACCAGUACCAGUCAAUCAUAAAGCCAAGUAAACGUAAUUACAAGUAAACAAUAAUCAAGAUCUGAGAUCUGUCUAGAGCCCGAAGCAAGUGAUCUGUGGUCAGUAAUAGUGGUCAGUGAUUGCUGAUGAGUUGAUGAUGGGAAAUAUAUGACAUUGGAUCCUCUGAAUAAAUAAUAGUUGUUAUUAUCAGUGGAAUAUAUUUGGUUUCAUUAUGUCGCACGUACAGUAUGUUGAUGAAUUGGUAAAAGAGUAUUUAUUAUUCCGCGGAUUCAGUCAAACAUUGAGGGCAUUUGACAAUGAAUUGAAAUCUGAAAAAGAAAAAGGCUUUCGGGUUGACAAAAUUGUCGAUCAAUUGAUGCAGUACAUUUACACAUUUGAUUUGACAUCUUUGAGAGAACUGUGGGGUCACUUGGACACGAGAAUGUUUUGUCGGUUAGAAAACCAUUUUGUUCCUAGUGUUAGAAAACUGGAAAACUCUGUACUUAAAAUGUAUCUCGUUAAUGCGACUGUUAAUAAUAAGCAGGAACGUAUACAUGAAUUUUUUUCGAAAAUGACACCGGAGUUACAGGGACACUCGGAGUGGAAAGAAUGGUUUGCAUUUCCAUUUACUAAAAAUCCAGAGGACAAUCCAAUUUAUUCAGUGUACUUUAGUAAACAGUGGCAGGACACGAUGCUAGUCUCACUACACAAUUUUUUGGCAACGAUAUUUCAAUGUAUGCCACAACCUACACUUCUUACCAUUGAUGAGGACACGAAUAAACUGAAGCGUCUGCAAGAAGAAAAUGAAACUCUCAAGCAGUGUCUCGGUGAAUCUGCUAAAAUAGAGAAUAUCGCUGACGUUAAUCCAGGGUCUACGCCGCAGCAUCCGCCAAUCAUGGACGACUUUUAUAUUAUUGCACAAGAGUCGCCACUGCUGGAGAAUCCAAAAACCCUACGGAGUUUGAUAAAAAAUAUCGGCGGAGGUUCGAGUCCAAUUUUGAAUCGCAAAUCGCUGUCGAGUAACAAAAAAAGUGAACUGGAUACGACAGUUACCAAGAGAACUUGCUCCAAAGGACGCGUUAAUUCCUUAAGUAAAGGAGAUUCUGCAAAAAGGAGCAUGAGUUGCGACUCAAGAUUAACAAGAAAACGUGACUUUUCUAUUGAGACGACCGCCGAACGCAAACAGAAAGAUAAAAUUGAUUCUAAUUACAUUCUGCUAAGUCAAGAAGAAUAUACGGAGCACAAGACUUCGAUAAUUCAAUGCAGAAGCAACACCAGCGGUUCAUAUGUGGCUACUGGAGAUGCUGAUGGUGUCAUUAAAGUCUGGACUCCUAUUCCUUCACCAAAAACUGUAGCAACGUUCACGUCAACGACAAUGAACUCCAACAAAGCAGUAACUUCUUUAGACUGGAUAUCGAAAAACGAAAGAUACUUUUUGCAUGGUGAUAACAAUGGCUCAAUCCAACUUCAUGACACGAGAGACUGCAAAACCCUUUGGGAAAUUCAACACGAGGGUUCACGUGUCGUCUCACUUACUUGCAGUCCUCUGGACUCGACAUUUAUCUGCUCGGUUUCGGACUCCAGUGAAAGCAAACUUCUGCUUUACGAUGUCAAGACCCGUAAACUCGAACGAACAUUGCCAAUGGACGGAAACCUGACAGCUCUUUGUUCAGUAUUCAAUCACAAUGGUCAGCUGCUGAUAACUGGUCUCUCAAAUGGAAAUCUUUUGAUCCACGAUCUACGUAGAAAUGAAAUUAUUGACAAUCUCACGUGUCACUUGAGUCCAGUAAUUGACGUUGAGCUAAUUAAUGACUACACCAAUAUCUGCGUUCUCAGUGAAGAUGGCAAGUUGUGCCAGAGAAGUCUCAAUCAGACGGGGAAAAUAAUGUGGGAGACUAAAAUAAAAAUUGAAAAAAAUUCCGUUCAUGGAAAAAUGUUUACGUUUGAUCAAAGUGGCAAUCAUAUGUUGCUUUGUACGCAGACUGGUGGCAAUAUCUACAAGAUGCCACCAGGAGCUCAAGCGAAAAUACUUGAACUAGGAGGUCACAAAGGAACUCUGUGUUGCGACUGGUCAACUGCCAAUCAAUCAGGAACAUGUAUCACUGGUGGAGCUGAGGGCAACUGCCGCGUUUCUACUCUUCUGUCACCAUGAUACAAAAAUAAAAUUAGCAUGUGUAUAAAUUCUUGAUAUUUUGAAUUAACUAUAAAUUAUAAUUAUUUAACUUUAUUUUUUGACUGAUUUUAGUGCAAAUAAUUGUAGAUACUGUAAUGUAAAACCUUUGUAAUACAUGUACAACACUUA
This is a messenger RNA of Microplitis demolitor, 2391 nucleotides long. Its product is annotated as WD repeat-containing protein 91. Lineage: Eukaryota; Metazoa; Arthropoda; Insecta; Hymenoptera; Braconidae. The transcript is spliced from 8 exons. Gene Ontology annotation, biological process: early endosome to late endosome transport. Gene Ontology annotation, molecular function: protein binding; phosphatidylinositol 3-kinase regulator activity. The coding region runs from base 322 to 2241 and encodes 639 amino acids. The record is from RefSeq and is a predicted model, not a curated record. Gene Ontology annotation, cellular component: late endosome membrane; extrinsic component of endosome membrane; early endosome membrane.